ACUACCGCGCCGUUCCGCCGGUGCUCCUCGGGGCGACCAGAGCCAUGGCUGCCCGCUUCCUCGGCGUGGCUGCGGCGCUGCUGCUGGUGCCUGCGAGCGGGCUCGCGGCGCAGUCGUUCCUGGGCAUGGGCGUCGUCGAGGACGACCUUUCGCCGGACCCCGCCGCGGCGGAGCUGUCGCAGGCCAACCGCGCCUGGCUUGACAAGGCGGCGAAGGCGAGCGAGUCUGUCGGCGCCAGAGAGGAGAUGGACGAGGAGCUGAAGACGGUCAUGUCGGACAUCGCCAGCACGGCUCGCAAGGAGGCCGACCCCAGGACCAGGAAGGAGCAGCAGCUCCAGAUGCUGGAGGACGUGCUGAAGGAGUACGACACCGAUAACGAGACCAGCAUCGACGAGACUUCUAGGCGCAUGGCGGCCAUCGCGUUCCGCAAGGCGAUCCGCAACCAUAUCAGGAGGCCCCACAGGAAGACCGCCAAGGCGGCCGAGGAGGCAGUCGACCCCAAGCUGGCCGAGGAGCUGAGCGCCUGGGUGCACGAGGCAAACAGAGCGAGCCACGACCUGGAGAAGGAGGCGAGCACCGAGGAGAGCGACCUCGGGCUGGAGAAGCCGAAGGGCGAGGAGGAAAAGACCCUGGACCGGGUCGCCGACCUCAUCGACGAGGUUGACCCCAAGAACGCGUCCGAGAUGGCCAACCUCGGAGACGCCCUGGCGCAGGAGAGGAGGCCGAAGCUGCUGCACCCCAGGGCGUCGCGCCGCGCGAGCCACCAGGAGCCGACUGGUGAGGAUGCGAAGAUGGUGGAGGCCAUGAGGGAGUGGGUACUGGAGGCCAACAAGGCUUCCCAGGACUUGGAGAAGGAUGCGCGCCACGAGGAAAGCGACCUCGGAGAUGCCAAGCCCAAGGGCGAGGAUGAGCAGAACCUGGAGAGGGUCGCGGAUCUCAUCGACGAGGUCGACCCCAAGAACGCGUCUGAGAUGGCUGACCUCGCUGACAAACUGGCCCAGGUCCAGAGGUGGCCAAAGCGCAAGGCCGCCCGCCAGGCGAGCCAGGACAUGUCGGAGGCCGAUUCAAAAGUGGUGGAGGCCAUCAAGACGUGGAUGGCCGAGGCCAGCAAGGCUUCCCACGAGUUGGAGAGGGAGGCGCGCCACGAGGAGAGCGACCUCGGGGACGCCAAGGGCAAGGGCGAGGAGGAGAAGACCCUGGAGAGGGUCGCGGAUCUCAUCGACGAGGUCGACCCCAAGAACGCGUCUGAGAUGGCUGACCUCGCUGACAAACUGGCCCAGGUCCAGAGGUGGCCAAAGCGCAAGGCUGCUCGCAAGUCGCACCACAUCACGUCAGUUAGCGAUGCGGACUCAAAGAUGGUGGAGGCCAUGAGGAGUUGGAUGUCCGAGGCCGUCAAGGCUUCCGAUGACUUGGAGAGGGAGGCGCGCCACGAGGAGAGCGACCUCGGGGACGCCAAGGCCAAGGGCGAGGAGGAGAAGACCCUGGAGAGGGUCGCGGAUCUCAUCGACGAGGUCGACCCCAAGAACGCGUCUGAGAUGGCUGACCUCGCUGACAAACUGGCCCAGGUCCAGAGGUGGCCAAAGCGCAAGCGCCAGGCGAGCCAGGACAUGUCAGAGGCGGGCUCCACGAUUGUGGAGGCGAUGAAGGUUUGGAUCGCCGAGGCCAACAAGGCUUCCCAGGACUUGGAGAGGGAGGCGCGCCACGAGGAGAGCGACCUCGGUGACGCCAAGGGCAAGGGCGAGGAGGAGAAGACCCUGGAGAGGGUCGCGGAUCUCAUCGACGAGGUCGACCCCAAGAAUGCGUCUGAGAUGGCUGACCUCGCUGACAAACUGGCCCAGGUCCAGAGGCGGCCAAAGCGUAAGGCCGCCCGCCAGGCGAGCCAGGACAUUUCUGAUACGGAUGCCAAGGUGGUGGAAGCGAUGAAGAAUUGGAUGGCCGAGGCCGCCAAGGCGUCCCAGGAAUUGGAGAAGGACGUGCGCCGGGAGGAGAGCGAUCUUGGGGAUGCCAAGCCCAAGGGCGAGGAGGAGAGGAACUUGGAUCGGGUUGCGGAUCUUAUCGACGAGGUCGAUCCCAAAAACGCGUCCGAGAUGGCCGACCUCGCGGACGAGUUGCACCAGAAGGCGAGGACUUUGGGCGGCGAGCUGAAGCCGAGGGCCGAGCCCGCGGGCGAGGCGGCGCAGGA
This is a messenger RNA of Prorocentrum cordatum, 2182 nucleotides long. Lineage: Eukaryota; Dinophyceae; Prorocentrales; Prorocentraceae. The record is from the annotation of a GenBank genome assembly.